This is a messenger RNA of Fundulus heteroclitus (mummichog), 1280 nucleotides long. Its product is annotated as telomerase RNA component interacting RNase. The record is from RefSeq and is a predicted model, not a curated record. Gene Ontology annotation, molecular function: 3'-5' exonuclease activity; 5'-3' exonuclease activity. The transcript is spliced from 3 exons. Lineage: Eukaryota; Metazoa; Chordata; Actinopteri; Cyprinodontiformes; Fundulidae. Bases 470 to 952 code for a protein of 160 amino acids.
AGCCACCACGCGAUUAAGAAGGAGAGAAAAAAAUAAACAUGGCCGACCGACUAUGAAGGGUGGUAAAUCUAAACGACGAGAAAUCUUUGAAUUUCCCUGUGAUUAUUGACUAACAUCUGAAGCCUGUUUCGCCUUGAAGAGCAGAUUUUAUUGCUUACGCCUCUCCGACGCGGGAGCCGAAGAGUUGUUCGUUUCUCACCGAGAGGCCUUACAGAAACGGGCUGUUAGCCACGUUAGCAGGCUAGCCUGCGUCGGCUUUUGUUUUUCUCGAACCGUAACGCUUUGUGCACCGGAAGACUGUCGGUUUCUAUUCCCAUUGGGCCUAUUUUUGCCUAUUUUUUAGUACCUAAAACCGUAUAUUCCGGUUUCUUUCUUUCCUGGGUCUAAGUGGUAGUUAGCAAGCUUUUUCUUUUUAAGCUAGCUAAAAAAAAAAAAAAAGCCGCUCUCUUUGACUCGUCGGACUCUGUUCAUGAAAGUUACACCAGGAGACAUGGACCCGAAGCGAGCACACGGCAAACACAAGACUAGCGGCGGGAGCAGCAGCGGAGGCUCCAGCCCGGCGUCCCCCUCCAGCAGCCCCGCGGUGGCGGCGGCGCCCGCGGCGGCCAACGUGUUCGCCAACGACGGCAGCUUCAUGGAGAUUUUUAAGAAGAAGAUGGAGGAGGAGGCGAGGAAGAGGAAAGGGGAGGCGCCGCAGUCAGGUGGAGAGGCGAGAGCCACCGAUCAAGGACAGACCUCAGUGGAAAAGAAGGCCCUUCCUGUGACCAGCUUUGUGGGGAAGCGCCGGGGCGGUGUGUUCCUUAAGACCGGAAUGGUUGCCAAGAAGCAGAAACAGGACACAGAGGCUGAGCCAGGCAAGAGCGAUGCUUGGUCAAAGUACAUGGCUGAGGUGAAAAAGUACAAAGCCCACCAGUGCAGCGACGACGACAAAACCAGACCUCUGGUCAAAUAGGCGAAGCGGCGAUGCUUCGAGGAGAAAGCCACCGAGGAGGAGGAGCAGCUCCAGGGGACACAACCUUUAAUGACCUCCUCUUACUGCCAGUUGAAGUCACCUUCACUGUCCUUCACAAACUGCUUAGGCUGACACUCUUUUUGUUUCCUUUCCUUUUUUUAUUGUUUUUGUUGGUUCAUUUUUAUUUGGUUCUGGUGUCAAAAGGUGUUCAUGGAUCUUAGUAUCAUUUACAUGCCUUCACCGUUGUCUUAUUUGUAUUAAUCCUUGUAUAACUUAAACAGACUCCAUAGCCAACCCGUGGUUUCAAUUAAAUCAAAUUUCAAUUGUG